This is a messenger RNA of Colletotrichum chrysophilum, 648 nucleotides long. RefSeq lists its product as uncharacterized. NCBI's taxonomy places the organism in Eukaryota, Fungi, Ascomycota, Sordariomycetes, Glomerellales, Glomerellaceae. The record is from RefSeq and is a predicted model, not a curated record. Gene Ontology annotation, molecular function: protein serine/threonine kinase activity; ATP binding. Gene Ontology annotation, biological process: peptidyl-threonine phosphorylation; peptidyl-serine phosphorylation. The transcript is spliced from 3 exons. Bases 1 to 648 code for a protein of 215 amino acids.
AUGUGCCCUCUUCCUUUCCUGAAGGUAGAAGAGGAGCAACAUGACUUGCAGGUUGAAACUCCCACCUAUAAGGUUGCACUCAAGGAAUUCAAGUUCAAACAAGACUUUGAUCAGGAGUUUGAGAAUCUUCUGAAGAUACGUAAUUUGCAGCAAUCUAAACACAUUACGCAGAAGCUCGACUCUUUCAAGCGAGGGAGCAAAAACUACAUCAUCUUCCCUUGGGCAGAUGGCGGAGAUCUUGUCAACUUCUGGGAGAAGAUGGAUGUCGAGGCACGAUCUCCCAAACUGGCACUAUGGGUUCUCGAACAGAUGCUCGGGCUCGCCCAGGCUCUUCAGGCCCUUCACGACGAGAUGAGAGACCAGGAAAACUGCCGACACGGAGAUCUCAAGCCGGGAAAUAUUCUUCAUUUUACAAUUGAAGGCUACGGCACCUUGAAGAUUGCUGACUUUGGCAUUUCCAAGAUUCACAGUCUCGGAACGUUGCAGAGGCGGGACCCAACAACAACGAGAGCAACAACGCCUUCUUACCAAGCUCCCGAAGGUGACUCCUCUAACACGAGAUCUCGGAAAUACGACAUCUGGUCACUAGGCCGUGGCCACACUUCUACGAGAAAGUGGGGGACAAGACCGUCGUACACCACGAAGUAA